AUGGGGUGGGCGACGCGGUUCCUGGCGGCGGUGUGCUUCUUCGCCGCGGGCGUCCUCUUCGUCCCCGAGGCUCUCCUCGGUUCCCCCCCUCCGGCGCUGGCGCCGUCACCACCGCCAAGCUGGCCCACGAACCUGCCGAGGCACAUGUUCGGCAACUUGCAGAGCAAGAUGUUCCCGGCCUACUUCACGCUUAUCUCCGCCUGCGCAGCCAUCUCCGUCGCCGCCUUCGCGUACCUCCACCCGUGGAAGACGGCGUCCACCGUGGAGCGCUACCAGCUUGGAUUCCUCCUCUCGGCGCUCGGCUGCAAUCUCUCCAACCUGCUAGUCUUCACCCCCAUGACCAUCGAGAUGAUGAAGAAGAGGCACAAGAUUGAGCGGGACCUGAGCAUCGGCGAGGAAGUCGGAUGGUCAAAGAAUCAGCAGGUGGCUAAAUCCAACCCCACCCUUGCUGCAAUGAACAAGAAGUUUGGGAUGAUCCACGGGCUGUCAUCACUGGCCAACAUCAUGUCGUUUGGCAGCUUGGCCAUGCACUCCUGGUACCUGGCCAGCAAGCUAGAGCUGUGA
Messenger RNA from Miscanthus lutarioriparius, 564 nucleotides. The record is from the annotation of a GenBank genome assembly. Lineage: Eukaryota; Viridiplantae; Streptophyta; Magnoliopsida; Poales; Poaceae.